Messenger RNA from Candida dubliniensis CD36, 1161 nucleotides. RefSeq names its product UDP-glucose:hexose-1-phosphate uridylyltransferase (gene GAL7). Gene Ontology annotation, molecular function: zinc ion binding; UDP-glucose:hexose-1-phosphate uridylyltransferase activity. Gene Ontology annotation, biological process: beta-D-galactose catabolic process via UDP-galactose, Leloir pathway. NCBI's taxonomy places the organism in Eukaryota, Fungi, Ascomycota, Pichiomycetes, Serinales, Debaryomycetaceae. Bases 1 to 1161 code for a protein of 386 amino acids. The transcript has a single exon. Gene Ontology annotation, cellular component: cytoplasm. The record is from RefSeq and is a predicted model, not a curated record.
AUGUCUCUAAAUCAUCUUCUAAAUCCACUAACAUCAACACCAACAUAUAUAAAAAUGACUCAAGAAUUUGAUUUCACUAACCAUUCCCAUCGUCGCUUGAAUUUAUUAACCAAUAAAUUUGUUUUGUGUUCUCCACAUAGAGCCAAAAGACCAUGGCAAGGUGCUAAAGAAGAAAUUAAAAAAUCUGCUUUACCAGAAUAUGAUCCCAAAUGUUAUUUAUGUCCAGGUAAUGUACGUGCUACUGGUGAUAUUAACCCUAAAUAUAAAGCUACAUAUAUUUUUACCAAUGAUUAUCCUGCUGUGAGGUUAGAUCAACCAGAAUACAAAGAAGAUGAACAAGAUAAACAAAACUCUUUGAAGAGCAGAUUAUUACAAACCCAGGGGGUAAGAGGUAAAUGCUUUGUUAUUUGUUUUUCUCCAAAGCAUAACUUGACAUUACCAUUAAUGAAAGAUGAAGAGAUUAAUAAUGUGGUGAAUGCUUGGCAAAAAUUAUAUGGUAACUUGAUUCAAGAAAGUAAUCAAGGUACUGCUCCUUAUAAAUAUUUGCAAAUUUUCGAAAAUAAGGGAGCAGCAAUGGGUUGUUCAAAUCCUCAUCCUCAUGGUCAAGCUUGGUGUUUAGAUGUGAUACCAACUGAAGUGAAAGAUGAAUUGGACAAUAUGUCAGAAUAUUAUAAGAAAUAUAAUUCACAUCUUUUAGGAGAUUAUGUUGAAUUGGAAUUACAAGAAAAGAAGAGAAUCGUUGCUGAAAAUGAUUCAUUUAUAGUAGUGGUACCAUAUUGGGCAUUAUGGCCAUUUGAAACUUUAUUAAUAUCUAAAACUCAUUUAAAAUCUAUUCAAGAAUUUAAUGAUAAACAAAAACUUGAUUUAGCUGCUAUUUUAAAAGUUUUAACUACAAAAUAUGAUAAUUUAUUUAAUACUUCAUUCCCAUAUUCAAUGGGUAUACAUCAAGCUCCAUUUCAAUGUACUCAUGAACAAAAUGAAUGUUCUUGGUUCCAUAUGCAUUUUUAUCCACCAUUGUUACGUUCAGCUACUGUGAAAAAGUUCUGUGUUGGAUUUGAAAUGUUAGGUGAACCACAACGUGAUUUGACUAGUGAACAAGCAGCUGCUAGAUUGCAAGAAUUGGAUGGGGAUGUGCAUUAUAUGAAUAAAUCUAAAGCAUAG